Durio zibethinus is the source of this 1313-nucleotide messenger RNA. RefSeq names its product THO complex subunit 4A-like. Lineage: Eukaryota; Viridiplantae; Streptophyta; Magnoliopsida; Malvales; Malvaceae. Gene Ontology annotation, cellular component: nucleus. Gene Ontology annotation, molecular function: mRNA binding. The record is from RefSeq and is a predicted model, not a curated record. Gene Ontology annotation, biological process: mRNA export from nucleus.
AUGUCAAGUGCGUUAGAGAUGUCGCUAGACGACCUCAUCAAGCGGAACCGUAAGUCCGGAUCCGGAAAUUCCCGCGGUCGGGGACGUGGAUCUGGGCCGGGACCCACCCGCCGCUUUCCUAAUCGCGGAGCAAACCGCUCGGCGCCGUAUACCGCUGCUAAGGCGCCGGCGACGACGUGGCAGCAUGAUAUGUUUUCCGAUCAGGGAGCGGCGUUCCAAGGACAAGCAGGUCGGGCCUCUGCAAUUGAAACCGGAACGAAGCUCUACAUCUCUAAUUUAGAUUAUGGUGUUUCCAACGACGACAUCAAGGAGUUAUUUUCUGAGGUUGGUGACCUGAAGCGACUUGCGAUCCAUUAUGAUAGGAGCGGGAGAUCGAAGGGAACAGCAGAAGUUGUCUUCUCCCGGCGAACAGAUGCUAUGGCCGCGGUAAAGAGAUACAACAACGUUCAGCUUGAUGGGAAGCCAAUGAAAAUCGAGAUGGUGGGAACAAACGUUGCUACUCUUGCUGCACCUUCAGCUGCUAAUGGCACCUUUGGAUAUUCAAAUGGAGGCCCUAGAGGUGGCCAAGGCAGGGGUGGAGGAUUUGGUAGGCAACGUGGUGGUGCUGGAGGCCGUGGCUUUGGACGAGGCCGUGGACGGGGAAAGGGCCGUGGAGAAAAGGUUUCUGCUGAAGAUCUUGAUGCUGAUCUAGAGAAGUAUCAUUCUGAAUCAAUGUAGACAAAUUGAAGCAUUUCUCAUGUUCUAUUGGUUUAAGUAUUUUCUGCUGUGGACAUUAUGUGCUUGAUCCCUGACAAUUUUCUGUAUCUCUACCAAAAUCAUACUAUUUAGAGGAACUAGUCAUGGAGAAAACUAUUAGUGUCUUGAUCUAUGGAGUUUGGGCUUUUACUGUUGAAUGUUCCUUUGACUUGGGCAUAAAGAAUGUGGGUUAGUGGAAAGCUAUCAUUUUGUAAUCUGCAAUUGUGCUUUUGGUUCCAUUGAAACGGACUCAUACCACAAGUCGGGAACAUAAGCGAAAAGUUUUUCUCUUGGUUUUCCAUAUGCAAAGGAAGCUUUGGGUGCAUGCUGUGGGAGGAGUAAUCUUGCCGUUGCCCAGAGCUGCAUUGCCUUUUGGUUGCUCCUGCAUUGUGAAACCAGGGAGACUGCAAUCAAGGUAGAUUUCUUUAUGUUCUUUCUCUUGUGGAUUCUUUUUUAGCGGUACAGAAUUUUGUCCUUCAUGUUAUUGGUGAUGCAAUUGGUUUUCCUAUUUAGGCUUUUAGGGUGUUUAAGUUACUUCAUUCUAUUAUAUUAUUGCCAAGGGAAUAUUCUUUCCCCAA